Molecule: messenger RNA, 4440 nt
Organism: Closterium sp. Yama58-4
Lineage: Eukaryota; Viridiplantae; Streptophyta; Zygnematophyceae; Desmidiales; Closteriaceae
Source: the annotation of a GenBank genome assembly
AUGUCACUCGUGAGUAGGGGGAGGGGGGAGCUGGUGGAGUGUGGGGUGGUCGGGGGGCGUGUGAAUGCCGUGGAGAGGGACUUUGAGCGUCAACAGCAUGAGCAUGGGCAUGGGCAUGGGCAUGGGCAUGGGCAUGGGCAUGGGUAUGAGCAUGAGCAUGAGCAUGAGCAUGAGCAUGAGCAUGGGCAUGAGGAUGAGCAUGAGCAUGAGCAUGAGCAUGAGCAUCACACCUUCAUUGUCGCAUUACCAUCAUUGCUUUCAUCUUCCAUCACCGCCUCCCGCUGCUCCUCCCCUCUGCACCCCUCCAUCCACCCUCCUGUGUGCGCCGGCAGUGGGCGAGAUGGAGGCGGUGCAGCAGCAGCUGCAGCGAGUGCAGUGGGAGGAGGCGGCAGAGGGGGCGCUCAUGCACCGCGCCUCACUGGACGAGCUGCUGGCGCUGCACACGCAGGGGGAGAGGCUCCCCACGGGCAGUGCAGUGGUGGCGCGCGUGCAAGCAGUGGCAAGCCCCCUGCGGUACAAGUAGCGCCGUCAUCAUCAUCAGUUGCAGCCAGUGCCGGCGAGGCCCCCUGGGUAGUGCCGGCAGCAGCAGCAAGCGCCAGCGUGGACCAGCUCUCCUCGCUGCUCACCCAAGGCGCGGCGCUGGGCGUGGCGCUGCCCUACCUCCCUGCUGUGCGCGCGCUGCUGCAGCGCCUGCACUGGGAGGUCGCCGCUCAUGACAUGCUCUCUGCCACAGCAGAUGAUGCGGUGGAGAGUGGUGGUGUGGCGCAGGACAGUGCGGUGCAGGGUGGUGGUGAGAGGCGAGGCAAGCCCAGGAUGGAGGAGAUGGAGGCACUGGUGGCGGCUUACCCACUCCCUGAUGCGCCCGCCCACCCUCCACCCCACCCAACGCCAUCAGCACCACCACUACCACCAGCAGCUCCAUCCGAGGGCCUUGCUCAGCCUGCUGCGUCUGCUCCCUCUCUGCCCCCCUCGGCGCGCCUCUCCCUGCUGCGCUCCGCUCUGGUGGACGCUCGGCAGUGGGUGCAGGCGGCCAAUGAGAUGCUGACACGUGGCCCUGUGAUCCAGCUGUGUGUGUGCGCGACAAGUGCCACCAGCUCAGCACCGUCAUCGCCUCCCACAGUCCCUGUGAUGCUGCCCGCUGAUGCGUUCACUGUUGUGCCUUCCACUCCUAGUGCAAACACACACCCCCUUGCGCCCACCUCCCUCCACGCAUGUCCCCCACCUACCAGGGAGUGGGCCAGCGAGGUGCAGCGACUGCUCUCCCCAUGCCUCCCUGCGCCCUCCUCACCGCCGCUGCUGCCUCGUGCACCUGUCACGACACUUGCGCACCUCAAGGACGUUCAGGUGCGGGGCGGCAGCAGUGUGGUGGCGAGCGGGGAGGCCCAGCAGGUGCAGUGCGCAGUGGCAGCGCUGGACGACUGGCUCGCUGCCUGCUGUGCCGCGCUGCAGGGGGCCACUGAAGAGGGCGAGGGGCCGAGAGGGGCACCAGGCGUGGGCGCUGCUGGAAGUGUCUCCUCGUGGGACGCCGUGUGCUGGUGUGCGCUGCUGCACCGCGCCCAGCCUGCCUCUGCUGCUUCUGCUGGUUCCUCUGGCAACAGGGACGGGCAGGCGGGAGGAGGAGGCGGGGAGGUGCGAGUUCGUGGGAAGCGCAGUGGUGGGAGGAGAGCUGCUGCUGCUGUUGUGGGGCGGGAGGGCGAUGGUGGUGGUGCGUUGGGGCGGGAGAGUGGUGGUGGCGGUGUGGGGAUGACAGGGGAGAGGAGGGAAGAGAAGGCAGAAGAGGCGAGAGGAGAGAGGGUAGGGGGUACGAGAGGUGUGUUGGAGUGGGCCGACGAGAAAUGGGAGGGGAGCAAGGGAGAGGCGCGGCUGGUGAAUGGACGUGGGACGAAGGGCGGACACAUGAAGGAUGCACAUGCUCUCAUCUGUGAUGGGUGCACCAUGAGAUUCCACACCGACUGUCUCGCGUACUUGGAUGACGCUGCUGCCUCCGCCUCUCAAGAGCACCAGACACAGCAGCAGCAGCAACAGCUGUUGGAGCAGAAGGGGGGUAAGCGAGAGGCGGGUGGGCAACAGCAGGCACUGGCAGAGCAGAGUGAUGGGCCUCACCGCGUGCCCCGUGUGUCGCUGCGGUGCUUGGAGGACCUCCUCUCACGCGCUGUCUCUCUGCACCCCAGGAUCGCAGCCGUGCACAGCUUGGAGCUGCUCGUCCAAUCAGCAACGCGCUGCUGUCACUUGCUGACAUCAGCACUCUCCACCACCCUGUCCUUGCCACGUCAUGCCGAACCCGUGCCUCCCUCCAUACUCAGCUGUCUGCUUCAGGUGGCCUCUUGUCUUCCGCUCCACAUGCCCCUUGCCUCUCCGCCAUCGCUCUCCUCCACCUUGCCUGCCCGUGCUGCCACACCAGCGCCACCACUUCCAGUUGCACAACAGGCUGCAACGCAGGCAGCAAAGCAAGCAGCAGGGCCUCUUGCCUCGUGGCUGCUGCACGUGAAUGCACUUCUCUCACCACCCACACGCAUGCCGCAGCAGCAGAUGCAGGUGCAGGUGCAGGUGCAAGGGGGCCUUGUAAAGCAGGUCACUGGUACUGCUGCCGCUGCCGCUGCAGGGGCGAUGACUGUUGGAGUAGCGGCUGGAGGGCAAGAGGAGGUGCGGCAGUUGGCAAGGCAGAGCGGCAAGGAUGGUGGAGGAGGGGCGGCAGUGCCCACAGUGCCAGCGGCAGUGACAGUGGUAGCGGAGGAGGCAGGGACAGGCUGCUCUGUUGAGGCGGGCAGCACGCUGGCAUCGGUGCAGAGGGCAGUGGCCGCCCACUGCUGGAGGGCUGCCACGUGUAACGCUCUCAUUGGCUGCCCACGACCCCGGCCGUCCACCCUGGCACAGCUAGUGCAGACGGGCUCGCACACAGUGGGCGCAGCGGAUGCCAUCCUCCAAGAAGCCACAAGGCAACACGUGGCAGCUUCUGAGUGGCUGGCUCGCUUCUCCAAGGCACACACGUCUCAGUCACAGGCAUCUGAUCGCCAGGCCGCCCAGCGCCUGUCACAUCUGCGCGCGCUCAUCAGCCAGGCCACUGCCCUGCCUGUGGACCUGCGCCCAGAGAUCAAGGUGGGCAGCCAACCUGCUGUCAUUGUCAUGUCACCGCCCUGCUGCUCACCCAUUGGUGCUGACCAACAUGCUGACCCAUCCUCGGAAGCUGCAGCGCCGCCGGGCAGCGCAGACGCCCCGGCAGGUGGGGCCACCGUCACCACAGCUGCUGCCUGCGGUAUGAAGGGCUCGGGGCUCAAGGGCUCGGGGCUCAAGGGCUCUCGCAGUGGCAAGCGGAAGCUGGCGGCAGCAGGGGAAGGAAAGGCAGCGCGCGGGGCAAGAGCAGGAGCAGUGGCCGUGGGACGUGCAGCAGAUGCAGGUGGAGCGAGUGUGAGUGUCGCUCCCAGUGGUACAUUCGGUGCCACUAAUUUUGUAGCAGCCAGCGGUACCGCCACUACUGCCAGCGCUGCAGGCAGAGCCAGUGGUGCCACGGCUGCAGCAGCCACCAAGGGCAAGAGAAGCCCUCGCGCCCUGCAGGCAGCCGUUCCGUGCAACGCCAUGCCCGUGUGUCCUGCAGCCAUCCCCCCUGGCUCUGCUGUACCAUGCCAGCCUGCCCCGGCUUCCUGCAUCGCCGCACCGUCACUGCCUGCCUGCUCCUCCUAUCCCCAACCCACCGAUGCAGCCCGCAUGCACUCUCAACCUCUCUCCCCUGCUUUCCGUGACACCCCUACCACCUCCGCUGCUGCUCCUCUGCUUGCACCCCUGGCAUCGCCACCUGCCUGCCCGGCUGCCCCAGGGAACGAGGGAGAGGCAGGCGUGAGACAACCCGCCCUCAAGCAGCCGUGUCUCUCCUUCCCCGUGCUGAAGAAGCGGCGCAGCGACCGACCCAAGCCACCUGCCCUCGUAAGGGCCGAGCCACCUGCUGCUGCCGCUGCCACUGCCACACACCCUCCUGCUCCUCCCAAUGCACCUGCUGCUUGCGCUCUUGGCCCCACUCCUGCAGCUGCAGCUGCUGCUGCUGCUGCUGCUGCUGGCACUGCUGCCCGCUCUGUUGGCAUCACUGUUCCCUCUGCAGGUGUGUCUGCCAGUGUGGCAACCAAGGUUGCCAGCUCAGCUGGCAAGGCUGGCUGCCCAAAAGGGAAGGAGGGCACGCGUAUAGGAGAGGGGAAGGCGAGCCCUCUGCCGCAUGAAAGCGCAACUCUGGUGGCAGCAGAGGGUGUGACAGCUGGCGGUGCGUGGCAGCAUGGCAGGGCGAGUGAGAGUGCGAGUGUGGGGCGAGAGGGUGCAGAUGGUGGUGCAGUGGGUGGGAGCAGGGGAGGCGUGGUGGUGGAGGGAGGGGCGGGUGGAGGAAGGCGGUCGGUGCGCAGCACAGCAGGCCGGCACCCUGGCUUCGAUGGAUUCCUGCUGCUGCCCCGCAUCCGAUGA